AUGUAUGAAUACAUUUUAUGUUUACCCGCUUUGUUUAUUGUCUGUCAAGCUUUACGACGACUUAGUCACGUCCUUUUCGAUUCAUUAGGCGAUAUCCCUGGUCCAAUAUGGACUCGCUUCUUCUCAAUUUGGUACUUUAACCGUGUUAUCCAAGGCAACUUUGAGCACGAUAACUUCCAUCUCCAUCAGAAAUACGGCCCAGUAGUACGUAUUGCACCAAACCAGUACAGCAUCAACGAUUUAUCUGCAAUCAAGACGGUAUAUGGAACUAGGUCUCGCUUUGCAAAGUCAGCUUGGUACGAUGGCUGGAGACACCCACAGCAGUGGACUGUAUUUUCCGAUCGAGAUAUCAACAGGCACGCCGAAACACGCAAGCGGUUCACAGGCUUGUAUGCGAUGAGUUCUGUGAUGCACUAUGAGACAUUCGUAGACCACUGCGCCGAUAUUUUCAUAAAACGAAUGAGCGACUUCGCGGAUAAAAGGCAGACUGUCAAUCUUGGUCAUUGGUUCCAAUGCUAUGCAUUUGAUGUCAUUGGGAACAUUACUUUUGGUGACACAUUUGCUCAAACACCGAGCCAAUAUUCUGACCUGCAACUAGGCUUCUUGGAUCGAGGCGACGAUAUUAAUGGAGCCAUCGACGCCGUCGAUAAAGUAAUGAAGUACAGCACAUUAAUUGGGAUUUAUCCAGAAUGGCACCCUCGUAUCUUCGGUCUUCUGAGGAAGCUUCAACUAUCCGGUGCGAAUGGAAUGGCAUUUAUUAGCAAUUUUGUGCGGGAGAAAAUUCGUUUGCGUGAAGAGAAGUUUGAUGAUUCUUCGAAAGCUGCUUCUGAAACAGUUGAGACCCAGGAUUUCCUCGACAAGCUGAUCUUGGCGCGAAACAAAGACCCAGAGAGGCUAACCGGAUUCCAUCUCUUCAUUAUGAGCCAGUCAAAUAUGACUGCUGGAUCUGAUACGACGGCGAUAAGUCUGUCGGCUAUUAUAUGGUAUCUUGCGCAGAAUCCCGAAGUGUUGACCAAGUUGCGUAAUGAAAUCGAAAUAUUCACGGUUCAAGGUCAUUGCAGUAUCAAUAUGACUUUCAAGGAGAGUCAAGAGAUGCCGUAUUUCCAGGCGGUCAUCAAAGAAGCACUUCGCAUGCAUAGUGCCGUCGGUCUGCCUCUAUGGCGGGUUGUACCUCCAGGUGGUGCAGACAUCGGUGGCCGGUUCUUCCCAGAAGGUACGGUUGUCGGUGUUAACCCCUGGGUUGCCCAUUACGAUGAGCGAGUGUUUCCAAAUGCGAAGACUUUCCAGCCUGAGAGAUGGUUGGAAGCUGAGAGUGACCCCGAGAGAUUGAAGGAAAUGAAUUCAAUGUACAUGCCAUUCGGUCUGGGCUCCAGAACAUGUCUAGGGAGGCAUAUUGCCAUCCUUGAGAUAUCCAAAUUGAUCCCACGAAUAGUGCGAGACUAUGAUAUUACUCCAUUAAGGAAGAAUUGGACCACUCAGAACUAUUGGUUUGUUAAACCUACCGAUUUUGAAGUGAAAGUACAGAGAAAGGCAUCGGCGUAA
Penicillium taxi is the source of this 1542-nucleotide messenger RNA. Its product is annotated as cytochrome P450. The record is from RefSeq and is a predicted model, not a curated record. The transcript is spliced from 4 exons. Gene Ontology annotation, molecular function: heme binding; monooxygenase activity; oxidoreductase activity, acting on paired donors, with incorporation or reduction of molecular oxygen. Lineage: Eukaryota; Fungi; Ascomycota; Eurotiomycetes; Eurotiales; Aspergillaceae. The coding region runs from base 1 to 1542 and encodes 513 amino acids.